Molecule: messenger RNA, 198 nt
Organism: Staurois parvus
Lineage: Eukaryota; Metazoa; Chordata; Amphibia; Anura; Ranidae
Source: the annotation of a GenBank genome assembly
GAGCCUGUCACAAAAGUGUGUGUUCCUUCUCACUAUAAGGAACCAGAGCUGUCUAAAGGAGAGAGUGUUUGCCUGGACCGCUGUGUCUCCAAGUAUCUGGAUAUUCAUGAGCGGAUGAAUAAGAAACUUACUGAGCUGUCUAUGCAAGACGAGGAACUGAUGAAAAAGAUGCAACAGGGAAUGGGGACUGCACAAUAG